ACACCGCUCAUAUUUCCUAUCAUCUUAAGGAAGCACGCACGGGCUCACGCACGCGCGCAGUUUGCAGACAGGACGACCGGGACUGUCCGUUAUCAGAGUAUAAUGCCGCGUCUCUCCAAGACGACGUGCAUCUUCACCGCCUUCCUGUCCGGGGCUCUGAUCUCCGCGUGCCAAGCAGCCCCGAGCUGCGGAGAAGUCCGGUGUGCCGAGGGCCAGCAGUGUUGCCCGCCAACCGUCACCGGUAACGGCAGCGCGAGCCCCGCGGUACGCUGCUGCAAGCUUCCCAUCAACAUCUUCUUCGAUAACGUGGGCUUGUGGACACGGAAGCUCUCCGGCAUCCUCAUCCUGCUUCUCCUGUUCGCCAUGGGAUACUUCAUACAGCAGAUCAUUUGCCCGCGGCAGCGCCGACAACCGAACGACAGACCAGACGAUCCGUCACUGUUCCACGUGCAUGCCACCGCGUCCCAGGACUCGCUGCUUGACCGCUACUCCGAAUACAGCCUGGCUGACUUCACUUCUCCCAACCUACCGACCUACGACGAGGUGAAAUACCUACCGACGUACGAGGAAUCAAUGCAAGACAUGCACAGAGACCGGUCAGAUGACAACUUGUUGGCCCAGAAUGAGGGCACUGCUCUGGGCAGAGGCAGGGCAGCGGGACCGGGCAGAGCCAGGGCAGGACCAGGCAGAGCCAGGGAAGGACCAGGCAGAGCCAGGGCAGGACCGGGACUCCGGGAUGAGGGACAGGAUAUGCUGGAAGUGUCAGGACACAGCACACGAGCUUGCAGGAACUCGGUUUGAGGGAAUGACACACAAUGACACUUACUAGGAUAGCCCAUAUAUUUGUUUUAUUUUAAUAUCAAAAGAGGAUAUUUGAAAAUGCUACAGGCGAAUAAAUUAGGCUAUUGUAAGUGCAAUUAUAAGUUGCUACAAUGAAUGUUGAAAAUGAAUGUGGACUUUUUUGUGUUUUAGUCUGAAUUUGGGGGUCUACUUGUUCUACGCACGUGAUCCUAAAUGAGAGGAAAGGAGAGUGACCCUGAGAUUAGAAAAAUUAUAUACAUUUAGCAGACGCUUUAAUCCAGAGCGAUGUACAAGACAGUAGCCUUUAUAUAGAACAAGGAUCUGAAGCGCAUGAUAACAAUAUUUAACGAUUAAAAUAAGUUAAGUCUUUCUAGAGUGAUUCUGUACCUCGCGAG
Osmerus eperlanus (European smelt) is the source of this 1196-nucleotide messenger RNA. RefSeq lists its product as uncharacterized. The coding region runs from base 103 to 801 and encodes 232 amino acids. The transcript has a single exon. NCBI's taxonomy places the organism in Eukaryota, Metazoa, Chordata, Actinopteri, Osmeriformes, Osmeridae. The record is from RefSeq and is a predicted model, not a curated record.